Messenger RNA from Scleropages formosus (Asian bonytongue), 923 nucleotides. Its product is annotated as calmodulin-like. The coding region runs from base 109 to 573 and encodes 154 amino acids. The transcript has a single exon. Gene Ontology annotation, molecular function: calcium ion binding. The record is from RefSeq and is a predicted model, not a curated record. Gene Ontology annotation, cellular component: myosin II complex. NCBI's taxonomy places the organism in Eukaryota, Metazoa, Chordata, Actinopteri, Osteoglossiformes, Osteoglossidae.
UGCAGGUCUUUGUUUGACAAGGAUGGCGAUGGCACAGUUACAACGAAAGAGCUGGGCACAGUCAUUUGGUCACUGGGAUAGAACCCCACAGAGGCAGAACUGUAAGACAUGAUCAAUGAGGUUGAUGCUGAUGGAAAGGGAACCAUUGACUUCUCAGAGUUCUUGACAACGAUGGCCCUGAAAAUGGACACUGACAGUGAGGAAGAGAUCCGUGAAGCUUUCCGGGUAUUUGACAAGGAUGGAAACGGCUACAUUAGUGCAACAGAGCUGCGCCAUGCCAUGACCAACUUGGGCGAGAAACUGACAGAUGAGGAGGUGGACGAGAUGAUGGGAGAAGCAGAUAUCGAUGGUGACGGCCAGGUCAACUAUGAUGAAUUUGUACAAACGAUGACUGCAAAACGAAGCUCUCCAGAUCAUUCCUUAUUGUUCUUAGAAGAAAAAAAAUCAAAUGUUUUAUGUACCUCUUGCAAAAAUGUUCAUUUAUUCAUACUGUUUCUGUAUAGAAAAAAACUGAACGUUGACAUUUUGUCCACACUGGGGUGGGGGCAAGAGUCUUCUUGGCUUUUUGUCUGAAUUCAGUUUACUUCCGUUCCAAGUUGUACAUGCUAGUCUUAAUUUUUUCCAAUAAAAGAUUAUGAACUACAAAAAAAAAAAAUAAAGUGCAGGUCCUCGAGGAAAUGGGGUUCUGAGACUGAGAGCAUUAUUUCCCUGUGUUCCAGUGUCCAAAUAAGAGUUUAAAAUACACGCUGCCUGUGCGUUCUUCUUCACCCCAUCUAAGCUUAUGGCCCUGGGCGCCGCAACACCUAAACACGUCACUCCAGCAUUUCCUUGUGAAAGCUGAAGAAAUAGGAGUGUCUACCUGCUUGCGCAGAUGGGCAUACCUGUAUAACCUGUUUGUUCCAUCCAUGCUUGAACCAUACUGU